Molecule: messenger RNA, 4072 nt
Organism: Sinocyclocheilus anshuiensis
Lineage: Eukaryota; Metazoa; Chordata; Actinopteri; Cypriniformes; Cyprinidae
Product: chromobox protein homolog 6-like
Exons: 5
Coding region: 43-1449 (468 amino acids)
Biological process (GO): negative regulation of transcription by RNA polymerase II
Cellular component (GO): chromatin; PRC1 complex
Molecular function (GO): chromatin binding
Source: RefSeq, a predicted model, not a curated record
GAGCCGCGGGACAGAGCCGUCUGGAGCGCACACACCGAAAAGAUGGAGCUGUCGGCGGUAGGAGAGCGGGUUUUCGCCGCGGAAGCCAUCCUGAAAAGCCGCGUUAGGAAAGGUCGAAUCGAGUACCUGCUUAAAUGGAAAGGUUGGGCACUAAAACACAGCACAUGGGAACCAGAGGGGAACAUCUUGGAUGAUCGACUCAUCACGGCCUUUGAGCAAAAGGAGCGGCAGCAGGAACUUUACGGCCCAAAGAAACGUGGACCUAAACCAAAAAACUUUGUACUAAAGGCACGGGCACAGGCGGGUGAUAGACCUCGGAGCUCAAAUACCCAACGCACUCCACCUCGCACCACUGCGAAGCCUCCCGCCUCUUCCUCUUCUGCAAGUGCAGCUCCUCCUCCACCUUCAUCAUCCUCUUCCUACAACACUGCUCCAACCCCCAGAGUGCACUCUCUCGCCGCUGCUCAUAAACUGAAGAAAGACAUCCAUCGUUGUCAUAGGAUGUCUCGGCGACCUUUGCCACGACCCGACCCCCUAGGUGACCCCACAGGAACCACAUCCUCAUCCCGCCCUCCCAUCUCUCCGUUCUCUGAAACUGUCCGCAUCCUCAACCGCAGGGUCAAACCGCGGGAGGUUAAGCGAGGACGCAUAAUCUUGAACCUGAAGGUCAUUGACAAAUCCCAAAUCCCAUCCCGGAAUCGCAUCAUUGGGAAAAAGCAUGGGGACAUGCCUUACAGGCCUUUCCAGCAUCCUAUGAAGAUGCUGGGCUUCCCGAUGUAUGGCCAACCAUUCGGGCUUAACCCCUGUGGGUCAAUGUCCUCCAUGGCCAAUGAAGGAUCCAACACCGGAGUCAAUCGGAGAGGUGGAGGCUGCUGUGAUAGCCAUUCCUCUGCAAAUGCGCGGAAGUUUCAAUAUCAGCCUCCACCUUCUCCAUCCAGCUCCAGUGGGUCUAACAACAGCUCCCCCUCACCUCAGGAACAAGUGACUCAACCUGAAGCUCCAGCUAAAUUGGACUCUGCAGCCUCAUCACGUUCCCAAGAUGCCUCCCAACCUCACCCAAAGUCCAGCUCUGCGCCAUUCCUCCCUUCCUCACCCUCCUAUUCGUCCUCCUCUCUUGAAGGCGAAAAUCAGGGCUCUCCGAAUCUCGUCACUUCUCGGGGCGGAAAACGGAAACUUCGACAUCGAACCCAGGUGGGUCGAGCUUCGGUCUGCCAGGUUAGUGACCGCAAUACUGCCCCACUUCCUGAGGAAAACAGGGUGCCAAAAGAGGGGGAUCCCGAUUGGCACCCUGAAAUGGCACCCAGCUGUGCCAAUGUAGUCGUGACUGACGUCACUACAAACCUUCUCACAGUCACCAUCAAGGAAUUCUGCCAUUCGGGAGCUGGUUCUGAACCCUCCUCCCCUUGCCAAGCUGACAAACCACCCCGUCCCACCACAGCUGCCUCUUGAAAGUUCCCCCUAAAUGUCUCCGGUAAAAAUAUCUGCCCACUAAACCCCAAGAGAACUUGCCAUAAUGAUAUUCACGCACCCUAAAAUAGUUAAUGAAAUUAAAAUGUAUUUUUUGGGUGAAAUUAAGAUAUAUUGAAAUAAUAUUUAAAGGCAGAGGUGCUUUCCUUGACCUGUAAUUUUUAAACAACAUGUUAUGAUGGUUUUGUAGUACUUCAUGCUUUUUUCCCCCUCUUUUUUUCCCCAGUGAUCCUGUCUUUCCACAGCCUUUUUUCCCCAAGUAAUUGCACCUUGUCUUGUCACCUCCAGUCCUGUAGAGACCACCAUUCCCAUAUCUCCAGACCUAAAGCUCAGAAUCCACCCAAGAAAUGUUGAUCUCAACCGCUUUUUUGGACUCGAGAUGUUGCACCAAGACAUUUGUAAUCUUUUGAGGUCCAUUUUCAUUGGGAUACCGAACACCGGAUGCUUUGGAAGUUCAGCCAUGAACUUAUGAAGUAAUGUCAUACGCCCAUUUAGGCAUCCAACCCAUGCAUUGAUCUCACCAACCUUCUCUCGUGCUAACGAAGAACUUUGCUGAUGAAGAACCCAAGUCAUUGUGAAGCUCGCUGCCUAUCACACGGGCAUAGACGUGACUAUUUAUAUGCACCAAGCUGCAAAAUCCUGAGGACCGUUAAGUUAUUUCCUUCUGCUUGAACUCCGCUCUGAUCCAGUUGUCUGCCGAGACUAUAAAUUGACUCAAGUGUGAAUGCUGAGGACUGCAUCUGUAGUGUGGUACUGUACGUUAAACGUUCCACAUUAUCUAUCUAUCUAUCUAUCUAUCAGGAAAUAUUGGUAUUCACAUUAUUUAAACAAAAGUGGUUUCUGUGCAUCCAUAGUAGAUACACCACUUGCUGUCAGUUGUAGUUAAACGUUAAAAGAAUAGUUAAUCCAAAAAUGUACAUUGUUUUAGCAUUUUCAUUCAUUUACUCACCAUCAUGUUGUUCCAAACCUGUACGAUUUGUGGUAUGUUUGCCAGAAUGUUCCAUACUAUGAAAGUGGAUGGGGACCGGAGGCUGUAAAUCUCUAAAAAAGACAAAUGACUUGUGCACUGUAUUCCAAGAUGCAUAAAGCCAUUCUAUUGCUACCUGUGAGGAAUGGGAUGAAAAAUGUUGGCUUGCCAGCCUUGGCCACCAUUCACUUUCAUUGUAGGGAAAAGAGCAGCUUGGACAUUCUGACGAAUAACUCCUUUUAUGUUUUACUGAAGAAAUGUUUCAGAAUGCAUGAAGGUGAGUACAUGACGACAGUUUUGCAUGAACGUCAUUUAAUAUUUAACAUUUUUCUGAAAGCUAAAUGUUUUAGUUGCUGCAUGGUGUCAUUUUAUUAUUUUAGAAUUUAUUGAAAAUAAGUUGUGGGACGCUUUUCGCUUAGGCAUUUUUGAGCAGUCCAGCAAGCAAUAUUAUAACCUGCCACAUCAGGCCUGAAGAAACAGGCUAACACACAGUUUAUGGCAGCUAACCUGGUUGUACUGAAGGAUGAUAAAAUGACAGACUCCACCGGAGGACCAAGGCAAACCUCAUUAUAAGAUUUAAUUAUAGAACACAAUUAAGUUCCACUUGUAGUGAUACAGUCGUCCUCUAAUGUAGCAUUUAUUACUCUUAUCACUGUGCCUUUACGGAGAAAUGAAAACAUUUUUGAUGACUUUCAUCGUUUCCCCAAAUGAUUUACAAAUAUUGACAAUUUUUAAAUAUUUUCAUAUUUUUAGUAUGUGUGUGUGUGUGUGUAUUAACUUUUUAGUUUACCGGCUUCCAAACAUUAAUGUGAACUUAUCUACUCUAACACGAAGUUCUUUAAAAGCUUUCUUGUUUAUCAUAGUCAUACGUUUAUCCCAGGUCUGAAGUAAUUAAUGUUCUGAACAUAUCCCUGGUGCUGCCCCACGUAGGGCGCCACGUGUGGUGCAUCUACAAUAAUAUCUAAUAUUGAAGCAUCCCAUGAUGUUGUUUUCCUUUGCCUACAGUACAAAUUGUUCCACAUACAAACAGUCAAGUCCUUGUUUACCUUUAUAUCCUUAAUGUUAGAAAAAAAAAAUAGAUGUCACUAUGGUGUGAAACAAUGCAAGAUGGUUUCUCCUAAAGAGGUAGCUUAGCACUAUGAUAAUAUGUGGCCUACAUUUCAUGCAUUAGGGCUUGUAUUUUAUAGGAUGUAGCCACCAGAGACCAUCACUGCACAGACAAGAAGCGAUUAUGUUUAUAAGGUAAGGAUGAAGGUAUACUGGAGGUUACAUCCUCAAAUUUCAGUGUCUGAUGUGUUUUUUGUUCAUUUUAAGAUGAAUUAUUACAUAACCGUGCCGUAGAAAUGAAUGAUACAUGCUGCCUUUAUUUUAUAGCCAUUGUUCAUUUUUACUAGUCUGCUUUGGGUUUGAGAGAAUGUAGAACCCAAAAAAAAACAGAACUAAGUGUGAUUUAUAUGAGUUAUUUCUUUGGUAAUGUAUAAGGUUAAUGCCAUUGAUGAAGCUGAUUAUGAUAAUGAACUUAUGACAUUGUAAUGGAUGCAUGAUUUGAGAACCCUAAUUGUACAGGUCAUUUAAAUGUCAAUGUGUUUGUUGCUUUGUGUGUUUCUUGAAAGAGGCUUUUAAUAAAGUCACGUUAAA